This is a messenger RNA of Heteronotia binoei (common prickly gecko), 14305 nucleotides long. It is a transcript of the gene ABCA13, whose product is annotated as ATP binding cassette subfamily A member 13. The record is from RefSeq and is a predicted model, not a curated record. The coding region runs from base 1 to 14253 and encodes 4750 amino acids. Lineage: Eukaryota; Metazoa; Chordata; Lepidosauria; Squamata; Gekkonidae. Gene Ontology annotation, biological process: lipid transport; transmembrane transport. Gene Ontology annotation, cellular component: membrane; intracellular membrane-bounded organelle. Gene Ontology annotation, molecular function: lipid carrier activity; ATP hydrolysis activity; ATP binding. The transcript is spliced from 58 exons.
AUGGCUUGCCUGAAGCCACCAAAGAAGUUUGCGGCUGAGGUCUUGUCUCUUUCUGAAGUUCUCUGGCCUUGUACACUUUUCCUUAUUCUAGCUGUAGUCCGUUUCCAGGAACCACCAAGGCAGAGAGAGAACUGUUAUUUGGCAGCCCGGGAUUUGCCAAGCCGGGGCCUUUACCCUUUCGUUCAGAGCCUCUUUUGCAACGGCGGCUCCAGAUGCAAGAACAGCAGCUACACUGCUCAGAAAAACAGCAGUUUGCGAGCUUCCAGUUCCCAGCGUGAUCAUAACAGCAUUAUGGACCCUGACGUGGCCUUUCUGAAAGACAUUAAGGAACUCAUGCAGGGCAUUUCAGAGACCACGAAGAAAGCAGCUACUUUGCAUACACUUUGGGAGGAGAGAUCAAAGCUCUUGGAUCCUGCAGGCAGUUCUGUAUUCUUAGGUAUGAAUUUGAAUGAAACUGAGCAAAUGAUCUCUACCGUGGAACACUUCCAUAACCAGCCCUAUUUCUGGGACCUGCUGUACUCACUGCCGUGGCUUCAGAGAGGCAGUCUUUCCCAAGAACGUGGGAUUGAGUAUCUAGCAAAGCUUCUGCGUACCGUUCAGAAUUCUUUGGCAUUCUUAGAAGAUUUGAAUGCAACACCAUCAACCCAAAAAUCAUACAGUGUCCUGAAAUUAGGUCUGACUGUGAUGACUGCAGUUUUGGAAGCCUGGAAUGGAGAAGGUUUUCAGUAUAUUCUCUGUCUUGGGGAUAUUGUGUGGAUCCCCUCUGUUAAGACUGAACUUCAAUCGCAGUUGGGAUUUGAAAAGAUUUACAUUGAGAGAAUACUCAAUUAUACAGUGAGGCUCAAUAAGAUUCCCACCAAAGAUACACUGGAGCAGCUUGUGUGUUCGAUUCUGAGCACGGUGUCAGAAGCGAAACCUGACAAAGGAGACGGCGACGAGAGAGACUGUAUCUUCUCCCCGUGGCUGGAAGCCCAGACGUAUCUUGUCCAUUCCGUUGACCAGAUCAAGCUCUACACAAAGAUUCUGGAGAGGGAUGCGUCCUCUGCCUGCGAUGAUGAUCUUAUAGCUUUCGAGAGGAGCCUUGGAUUGCCGCAAGACUCAGAGCUCAGAGACGUCCUUGAAGAACUCGUGUGCCGUCAAAACCACUCUGAGUUCAGGAGCCAAAUCCAUUUAGUAAAGAAAUCUAUCCAGCUUCUGCAGAGCACAAUUCAUGGACACCGCAGCCUGCCAGUUUCACUAGCUGAAGGAUAUUUGGGCUGGCGAGCCAUAGGAGAGCGGUUGGCUGAAACGAGCGCCAGUUGCAGCGAAAUAAUGAAGUUCCUGAGCAAGACGCAGCAUGUGCAGGCUGCCUCGUUCAGCUCUUGCCACGAGCAGCUCGUCCAGUCCCUGUUUUGGGACACGCUUGAUGAAUUGUGGUUCGGCUUUGAGAAGCAGCUCUACUGGAAAGGUUUAUCAACAUUUGUCAGGAGAACCUGUGAGAUGGCUUACUAUGCCAAUGAAGGGGAAGGUUUCCUAAGAGGGCAACCUGAAUUCAUCCAAGAGAUCUUCCUGCCUAACUCUUCAGUCUUGUUGAAUAGUCCAGACUUCCAAUCAUUUGUGGAAACUAUCCUCGAUAAUGUGGUCUUUCUGAUGAACAGUUUAGGCACAAUAGAAGAAGAAGAGGAUGUCCAGAGCCUUCCUGAACUUGCUGCACAGAUACUGAAGAAUUUUCAACAACUUCCAGCAUUUGGACAGCGCCACGAAACAAAUGUAUUUCUACAAAUAAUGGAGAUGUUGUUGCGUGAAUUGGACCCGAAACAGCCACAUAUCUGGAGAACCGCAGACCCAGUAGAACAAGUAGAAGAACAGCUGGACACUUUAUACAGAGCUGCAAGGCCAGAUGUUUUAGAAAACCAGAACAUUCUCAACAGAAGCUUGCAAGUUUUCCAGCACCUGCUGGCCGACUGGCCCGAAUUGACUGUUUUUAAUGGUGAUUAUGCAAACGAUCUAAGCGAACAUUUUAUAAAGGUUCUGUAUGAAAUUGGAUUGUUGGCUCCAGAACAAACUGCUUCAGCCUUUAGCACAAUUUACACUGUGAAAAAUGUUCUUUCAUUUCUGGUCUCAAAUGCAAGUUCUUCUCUUAAGAUGCGAGACUUGGAGAGUGUUGUUUCCAACUUCUACCAAAAGAUUAGUCGAGUCGGGGGAAGCCACGCUGCUGUGCUUGUCCAGACCCUCUCUUCCCUUUAUCAAGACACUGAGCAGUUUUUAAAGCAGGGCGAUGGCUCUUUGGUAACAUUCCUCUAUCAGAACUCAAAGAACAGAUCCACUCCUUUCCCCUUGCUUGACUUUCGAGGCGUGAGCCAGGCUUUCGAAUUCCUUUCCGGUACCGCGAAGCUCCUCCAGCAUUUUCCUCAAGAAUCGAUUUGUGAGAAAUUAUUAAAGCUGUAUAACCACACAGAACUCCAAGUUCAGUCCAUGGGGCAAGAUGGGGAACGGGAAACAGAGGCCGCAACUCGUAUGAUGAACAGCAGUAAAGCAAUACUCUUUGGAAUGGAACGUUGUAUCGGCGCGUUCCAACAUUUGAAAAACUUCUUUGGCACGCCAGCAGAAAAUGCAUUCCGUAAUGCAUCUAGUGAUUUCUCUACGUCUGAAUUUCCCUCUACGAAUCGUUCUAGUUCAUUUAUGAUUCUGCUGGCUGAUCUAUUUUCUAGCAUGUCACCAGUUGGAAAUAUGACAAAUCGAUUGUUGCCCUUGAAUUGUCAUAAGGCAUGGAUUCAAAUGUGGCUUAAGUUUUUAGAAGAAGUGUCUAAAAUGUUAAGGCUGGAUUCAGGGUUUUUAACUGACUUUCACAAUGCCUGGGUCCUCUCUUUGGACAGUCUUGAAAGUAGUAACCUUGCUAAAACAUGCAAUAAAACAAUUGCUAUUGAGGGACAAUUGAGAUCAGUGGUGCAUCUGUUGAAAGGCAUAACCAAAGUUUCUCAUAUGAUUGAUUUUGAGGCAUUGAACCAUUUUUCAGCUGCACUGAGCCAUGUUAGUAAUAUAACCAGUUCAUAUAGCAAAGGGGACUUACAAGAAGUUAUGCACUUGGUAGAAGGCAUAUCUGUUGAACUGCAUAAAGUUGUUUCAAAUGCUAAUUUCAGCAGGGACUUUCUGGAGUCUUGGUUAGACAUUUUCACUCCUGCAAGCUCUAAAGCAGAACACAAGCUGAAUUCUUUGGGGAAGUCCAUCUCCCACAUUCUAUCUUGGGAAGAAAUCGAAACUAGCUUUGUUGAGCUAGAAGAGACCGCUGAACUCCUCAAAAAUGUAUCCCAAGACCAGAAUAUCUUGUCCUGUGCUGAAAUUCUUAAGAAUGUAACCCAGCGAAUGAGAAAUGAAGAUCUGAGCGGCCAAGACAUUUCACAGAGAUGGCUUCCUGAACUUCUGAAAUUUCUUCUCACCUUUGAAAAUGCAACAAUCAGCCUGAAAAGCUGUCACACACUGGGACUUUUAAUUAAGACUCUCAUAGAGAAAUAUUCCAUUUUCUCCCCUAAGAAUGCUAAAGAUGUCUUAAUUCUCUUGACAUCUUUGAGUCCUAUUGAUGAUAGUAGUAAUAAACUGGAAAAUAUUCCAAAUAUUCUUGACAUGGCCUUUAAUUUUACAAAAUGGCCUUGCCUACAAAAUGGCACAAAUGCACAUUUGACAAAUCAUUGUGUUAAUUUAGUAACUGAAUACUUAAAAUUAAUACUACCCGCUUUUUCUGAACAGGUUGAUCUACAGGUGGUCGAUUCUAUUUUUAACCAUUUAAAGUAUACAGGUGGGCAAAUUAAAAACAUAAUCCAGGAUUUAACAGAUCGCUCAUUGGAUGCCCUUGAUUCAAACCAAACUGCUUUCUUAGAACCUAUAAUGAAUUCAACAGAAUUUUUAGGUUUUCUUCAUCAGUUCUGGCCUUCUCCAGUAGGGCUUUUGAGUGACAUUCAGACUCUCCUGAAAAAUGUGUCUACUGAAUAUUUUCAAAAUGGCACAUUUCCUUGGCACACUGGAAUUCUGCUCAAGGCUCUAGGAAGUUCCCCCAAAUACAUUAUCAACUUACUAAGAGCACCCCUUCAUUACUUCAAUGCCAUCUCUAAUAUCCUCAGUAUGACUUCGCAUGCAGAGGACAGCACAUCUAGCUUUGACCCUGAACUAGCAAGAAAGGUUCUCCAAAUGCUGAGGUCUUACAUUCUUCCCAAUUCUCUACAAGAAUUAGAUGCAGAAGUCUUCAGAAAGUACAUGAUAGCUUUACUGCACAAUCUUGAGAAAACAGACGCAAACGUUAGGCAACUAGGACAGAUUAGUAGGAGCCAAAACUCUAUGGACCAUGAGGGUCAAUAUGCAGAGAAUUCUCUGCUGGAUUUCCUAGCAGGCUGGUUCAAGAACAUCAGCAACGCUUUGACUUCAUGGAAUUCAACCACAGUAGGGCAGAUCAUGAAGCUGUUUCAAGAGGCUGAACUUGCAGAAGUAGUGCAAGAGCUUCACUACCUUUCAGAGGUAGUCAACCUGUUUGAGAGGGUAGCUCACAAAAACAUGACAGAUGCCCUGAUUGAAGGAUACCGUUUCAUGCUGAAACACAGUACAGAUGUGGCAGCACUUUCCACGGAGGACUUAUCCAAGGAAGUGAAUAGCCUUGUGGAGUUAUUAGAGCUAGCCACGGAGAUGCCCCUAGAAUCCGCAGAAGCUUUGAAUUGUCUCUCAGCGGUCAUCUGCUGGAACAUCACAGAAAGAAGCUCUCAGGAUGAGCCAGUUUCGAAGGCUUGCAGUGUAGACUUGCAGAAAAAUGCAUCAACUGUGUAUGAAAUGACUGCUGAGAUGAUUGAGCAGCUCCAGAUCCAGGAAGAAUCGCUGUGCUCUGACGAACGUUUUCUCAAGGAAGUCACCUCCAAAAUGGCCUGCUUCCUUGGCCGUCUUGAAGAGUGGCAUCCUGUUAUCUUAAAGCUUUUUGAGUUUCACCCGCUGGACAGCUCAAUCCUGAAUGAAGUCGUGAGUUUUUGGAGCAAACUAUCAGAUUACGUUCUGACUUCCAGAGCCAAUAGGAGCAACCUAUCUCAUUGCAUGUUAAUGGGGAAGGAGCAAACUUCUUUACAACUGAUAGAAGCAGUGAGUAACAUGAUAUCAUCUGAGACGGGAGCAGUUGGGGCUCUUUUUGAACAACUCACGGACUUCUUUGGCAGCCAAAAACCAGAGAGGAGCACUGAAGCACGAAGGAUAAAGACCAUCCUUACCCAUUUACGACACGUGGCUAAUGGGACGUUUGGACUUAAUGAUACCAAAGAUACCUUGACGUCUUUCCUUUCUUCUGUGCAGCCUCUAAUGGCCUUAUCGCCAGCUGGAAACCAAUUGCAUCUGGUACUUAGAACUUUAUUAGCCUUAGCCAGAAAUCGAAGUCUAAGGGAGGGUUUGGAGGCCCUGUGGCUUGAAACGGAGAGAGGCGUAGAAAACCUGUCAUCGGAUUUUAACGUUAGGCAAUUGCUUUUGCUAAUUGCCAAAGAAUUCCAUUUGUUAAGCACAACAGUAGAACUGAAUACUCUGUCCGUGCUGGUCAGUGCCUUAAGACCAUUGAACACAUCGUUUCUACAGAGCUUUGAAGAUGUGCUUGAGCAGGGGAGAAAAUGGCUAGAAGAACACCACAAUAAAAACUUCUCUAAAAUAAUAAAUGCAUUAAUUUUAUUAGCGGCUGGUCAAAAGUCAUCCGAUGAAAUCCUACAGAGCAUCAAAGACAUAAUCUCAUUUUUGGAGCUAUUCAAGAACGAAACGAAAGGCGAUGAUCCUCUUUCUUUCAUUAUUGAUUUUCUUAGUGGCAAAAAGCUGAAGAACGUCCAAGUUGCUCACUUGAUUUUGGAAAAUAGUCUGCUCGAUGUGAUCCGUGAUCUGACAGCUAAAGAGGAGGAGUUGUAUUCCAAUAACACAGAUGAUCAGAUAAUGGAAUUCAUUGACCUGUUCUUUGAUGAUACUUACUAUGAAAACUAUGGAAAAGACAUCGCCCCGUCCCAAAGUAAGGCAAUGGAACUGAUUAAAGAAUUUUUGCAAAUUGUCUUUCCAUCUUCCACAGAACGUUCCAGGAACAAAAUAUUUUUCUUACUGAAGGACUUGCACAAGGACAUAAUUGCAGAAAUGAGUGUAUUCCCCAGGGAUAAAAUUUUGGCUCUUUUAAAGCUCGAUCACCUGGAUAAUUUAGACAAAGAAGUGGAUGAGGUUUCACAAAACGUCACCUAUUCACGUCUCAGAGAUUACAUAAACGGCUUAUUAAACGAAGCGGCUCUCAUGGCAACAAGUAAGGAGUUUCCAUUCGAUGGAGCCAAAGGACUGAUGUUUAUAAGAAGCAUUUUCAACUUUUUGCUCAGAAAUCCCGCUGUUAACAAUAUCACCAGAAGUCACGAGGAACUGUUGGGUUUCGUGAACGACUUAUUAUAUAGUGCGAAUAACUCUCAGAAUCUUAUUCGAAGGAUUCAAGAUCUCUCCGGGACUCUCCCAUUCGUGCAACGCGAUCCCACAGAGAUUGGAAAUCUUGUGCGUAUUUUGACUCAAAACAGUUUCGCCGAUAUACUGGAACGUUCGGAUUUCAACAACAGUAUUUUCCAUUUGAGAAAUAGCACGGUAACUUCAGUGAUGCAAAGACUGUUUCGCAUCUUCUUUGGGGAUAGCAGAGCAGGCUAUACUCCUUGGCCCUACAUUGACAUUCAUGAUGUUUUAAAAUCGGUAUUUGAGGAAAACGAUGACUUUAAGCAGGUAGAAAAAGUAAUAGAGGUCUUAUUUAGCUUCCUAAUGUUGUCCAGAAAAGCUGUCAAAGAAACGGUUACUGUUUCUAAAAUCCUAGAAAACCUCAAUGUUACAGAGAAUCUCAAUCCCCUUGAGAUGUCUUAUUUAGCUCUCCAGAAAGCUGUUCGUAGAGCUGUCGGAGAGAAGAGCUUGAAGGAGGAGGCACACAUGUUGUAUUUGAAUAAAGGGCAGCUGGACAGCUUGGAGAACGCAUUUUUUGAUUUGACCUCCAUGAUGAUUCCACUUAAUGCAUUCAGUUUGAAGAAAUCAGACACAGCAGUGGUAGAAGGUGCACUGGCUGAAAGUCUGAGCCAGUUCAGUGACGCAUUUGAAGAAGAAAUAGCUAAGUUUUUGACAAGUGCACUCAAUUAUUCCAUCAUGCUGGAGAGGCUGGUUGAUGUGGUUGCCAACUCAAUUGCCAACUCUUCCGAAGAGGCUUCUAAACUAGUGGAAAAUAUGCUUGACUUCUUGGUGUCCAUUAAGGAUAUGAUACAAAGAAACAAUUCAAAGUUGAAUUUGACUCAGGCACUGAAACAGGAGAAAGGUGAUGAUGAAAUUCAGAAAGUAAUCUCUUACUUUCUUGAGAUGCAGUCAUUGGAACGGGAAGCUUCCGUCAAAGCUGAAGUCCCUGAAGAGUUUUGGUCAAACAGUUCCGAACAGGAUCCGAAUAGGUGGAUUACUCUGUUGAAAAGACAAGAUGGCAUUCUGACGGCCUUGGGUCUCAUUACGGAGUUGAUAGAUUUCACAUCAGAUUUCACCAAUGGAGACUUGAACACACUGUCCUUUCUCACAAGUCCUGUUGUCCAGAAUGCCGUUAAGCUAUCUGUUCUGCCUGCGUUGGAAGAAAUGUUUCCGUUGAUAGGUCUGCCUCACUUGAAUAAAAACCAGAAAGGGAGCUUCGUUCAAGACCUGCUACAAACAAUCUUGAGACUUCUUUUUAAUGAAAGUCGCAUACAGGAAAAUAGAAUGCUGAAUGUGAAGCUCCUGCAAUAUUUGGUUUUGCCACUCCUGGUAGGGCAGCGGUUAAAUGACUGGAGAAUAAAUGAAGUGUGCCAGGUUCUACACAAGCAUUUAACUCCAGAAGGUGCCACCCUGUUGCUGAAACUGGAGGCUGCAGCUUUGAAUGCAUUGACAACGAUUUCAGACAAUCCUGCUUUCACGACUAACCUGCAGUGCGUGUUUAAGAGCUGUAAAAAUGGAUUCCCAAGGCAAUUCCUUUUCUCUGUCCUGGAAGGAAUCUAUUUGGUUCAAGGCCACUACCAGCACACGGAAGAAACAUUGUCGUCUUCUGCUCAAGGGAUCUGUGAAAACUUGGUGUAUCUAAAAAAGAAGCUUUCUGCCACUUUGGCGGCGUUCCAACGAGGGUUAUACCGCGCCACCGAUGAGCACUGUGAAUGCCGACGUGACUCAGAAAGCAUCCAAAGACACAUGGAAAAGUUGACCGAAACCCUGCAGGCCCCUGUGGCAGGCAACCCGCUGAUGGCUUUCCUUCAUAACUUCAGUCUGCCCGCUGACGUGAAAAUAAAAGAUUGCAUGCAGAAUGCCACUGAAGUGGCCCAAGAACUCCGUUCUUUAAGCAACAUUUCAGACAAGACUAUUAAUAUGGUCAUGGAAUCCAGCAUUUCAUAUCCAAAGUUUCUCUCCGGUGCUCUCACAGCCGCUUUGGUGGGAAGAUGUGAUGUGGAGGCACUUAGCCCUUUCCUAACGUUUCCCUCAGAAGACCAUGCUGCCGAUGCUGUGAAGGAAAUUUGUUCUCUGCCACCCCAGGAGUUGUACACCAUGGCUGUACUCCUCCUGCAGAACCUCAGUGUACGCAAUGUCGUUUAUAAGAUCAAACUGCCAUCUGAAGUAGACAAGUUACUCGACAUGCUGUUGGAUGUUGUAUCUAAUGUCAGUUCCCUUCUAAAGAAAGCGCAGCGUAUCUUCGAAAACCUUCCUGCAUUCCUUCGAACACUAAAAAGCACUUCUGUGCUUGAUAUUUCUGCUUUUCAAUUGAUCUUCCAAAACAGGCAAUUCAGAAGUCUUACUGUGGGUUCGCUGCAAUCGCUCAUUAAAGGAGUCUGCAAAGAAGACUCUUCAUUCUUCAGCAGCACAAAUAUGUUCAUUGACAUGCCUCGAAUCACUGAAGUGCUGGAGGAGGACAUGGCAAAAUUCAGCAUUCCUGAAGACUCAACACAAUUUUGCUUGCAGCUCUAUCAGGAAAUUUUACAAUCUCCUAACGGGGCUUUGAUUUGGACCUUCCUCAAGCCACUGUUGCAUGGAAAGAUACUGUAUACUCCCAAUACAAAGAAUAUUAAUUUGGUGAUGCAAAAGGCUAAUCGGACAUUUGGCUUUGUCGCGGACUUGAAAACAUAUUCGGAGGCUUGGCUUCGGAUGACAGAACUCGUGAAACACAGUGAAAACUUCCUGAUGGUCAGCCAGCUGCAGGAGGCACUGCAGAACACAUUCAUAAAGAACUUUGUGGAAAGUCAACUGGAUUUGGAUGUGGGCAAGCUCAUGGGGAAGCUGCAGAUGUAUGAGACGGCGAUAGAGAAAAUGCUUAACAACUCAGCAACAGAACAGAUCAGCCUGCUGGCCCAGUUCAUGGGCAACCUCUCCUCCUGCCUGCUGCUGGACCGUUUCCAGCCUGUUGAGUCCGUGGAGAAACUGGAGGCGAAAGCUCACGAGCUCAUGCAACAAAACAAUUUCUUGGCCAGUGUUAUAUUUGAUGCCUCUGACACCAAGAGGGGUGGAGCGGAUAUUGUUCAGGAGCUCCCCAAGCACGUCUCGUAUACCAUUCGAACGAGUAUCCUGCACAGCCUGAGGACAGACCUGAUCAAGAAUCCAGCCUGGAAAUCCCACCCUCAGAACUUGCCGGCGGACGGUUUCAAGUAUAACCACGUCUUCAUCCCUUUGCAAGAUAUGAUCGAGAGGGCCAUCGUUUCAGUGCACACUGGGGUAGACGCGCUGGAUGCCGGGAUACAAGUUCAAGCUAUGCCGUAUCCGUGCCAUACCAGCGAUCUAUUCCUGAACAACAUUGGUUUCUUUUUCCCGCUUAUAAUGAUGCUGACGUGGAUGGUAUCUGUUGCGAGCAUGGUCCGGAAACUUGUUUAUGAGAGAGAAAUUCAUCUCGAGGAGUAUAUGAGGACCAUGGGCGUGCCGCCAAGCAUCCACUUCCUAGCCUGGUUUCUGGAGAAUGUUGUUGUCCUCACGAUAAGCUGCUGUGCUCUGACCGUCAUCUUGAGAGCGAGCGGCAUAUUUGCCUACAGCGACGGCUUCCUGGUCUUCCUCUUCUUCCUGGAUUUCGGGGUCUCGAUUGCCAUGUUCAGCUACCUGCUCAGCGUGUUCUUUGCUUCUGCCAACACGGCGGCCCUUUGCGGCAGUCUGCUCUACAUGAUCAGUUUUUUGCCCUACGUCAUCCUCUUGGUCCUCCAGAACCAGCUGAGCUUUGCCAACCAAACCUUCGUGUGCUUUCUUUCGACAACUGCCUUUGGGCAAGGAGUGUUUCUCCUUACUUUACUUGAAGGACAUGAACUAGGAAUUCAAUGGAACAAUAUUUAUCAGCCCUUGGCCAAAGGAGGACCCAUGACUUUUGGAUGGGCUUGUUGGAUGAUUCUCCUUGACUCCGUCAUCUAUUUUAUAAUUGGAUGGUAUUUCAGCAAUAUUAUUCCUGGAAGGUUCGGGUUGAGAAAGCCGUGGUAUUUUCCCUUUACUCUAACUUAUUGGAAGAACAUGUGCGGUGUCAGAACUAAGAAGCAACCUUCCCUUAAUCCUGCUCUGUUUUUUGUGAAUGAAAGCUUCCGGCGAAUAGGGUCCCUUCCCCAAGAGCUGGAAAAAGGUGGUGAGGAAGAAAACCCAAUAGGAGUUCUACUGAAGUCACUGACCAAGGAGUACACCGAAAGCAACAAGACUGCUGUGAAAGAUCUCAGUCUGGCUUUCUAUAAAGGACACAUCACUGCUCUACUGGGUCCGAAUGGAGCUGGAAAGACAACCGUCAUAUCAAUGUUAACAGGCCUGUUCCCACCCAGCUCGGGCAACAUUAUCAUCAACGGGAAGGACAUGGAGACAGACCUUGCUGCCAUUUGGACCGAGAUGGGAGUAUGUCCUCAGUAUGACGUGCUCUUUGACUCUCUCACUGUUCGAGAACAUUUGCUGCUUUACGGAACGGUGAAGGUCCCUCUCUGGACAAAAGAGCAGCUACAUCAGCAUGUCACGAGAGCCCUGCAGGAUGUGGGAUUGUUCCAGCACCGGUGCAAGUAUAUCAGAGCCCUGUCCGGAGGGAUGAAGCGACGGCUUUCCAUCGCCAUUGCCUUUAUUGGUAACUCAAAGACCGUGGUCCUGGAUGAGCCCACCAGCAGCAUCGAUCCAUGCUCACGUCGUAGCAUCUGGGAUAUUCUGCUCAAGUACAAAGCAGGUCGCACCCUGAUUUUUACCACCCACCAUCUUGACGAAGCAGAAGCCCUGAGCGACCGCAUUGCCAUUCUGCAACACGGGCAGCUGAGUUGCUGCGGUUCUCCCUCUUAUCUCAAAGAAAUGUAUGGCCAAGGACACAGCCUGACGUUCACAAAAAAGCCCUCUGUGUUUGCAACUGAAGACCCCUGUGAUACUCUUCGGGUCACAGCUCUGGUCCAGGCCUACAUUCCAGAAGCGCUCCUGAAAGAGAACAGUGGGAGCGAGCUGACCUAUAUGAUCCCUGCGGAGGCUGACAAGGCUGCUUUUAAAGGUCUCUUCCAGGCGUUGGAUGAGAACCUUCCGUACCUUCAUGUGACUGGCUAUGGCAUUUCUGAUACCACUUUGGAAAAGGUGUUUUUGAAACUACUGCAAAGCUCAGAGAAGACAUCAGAAACUCCAGUAGUCGUGGACAUGAAGUUCUCUCAGGCUGAUAUUGCAGAAUCAACACAUAAAAAUGGCAAUUCUCUGAUGGAGGCACCGAGGGUUCGGGGAGCAAGGCUGGUUCUCAAUCAGAUCGCUGCCCUCCUAAUGAAGCGCCUUCGUCACACCCGGCGAGACUGGAGAGGGACUCUAUCAAGCAUUCUGCUACCUGUCCUCUUUGUUGCCAUGGCGAUGGCCUUGUUUACCGUGAAGCCAUUGGCUAUCGAUUAUCCUUCCCUGAAACUGACACCUGGACUUUACGACAAUGCAGAAACCUUUUUUAGCGGUCAAGGCGAUGGCCUCUCCCAUAUGUUGAUGAGGUACUUUACAGAUGAAGAUGACUUAUGUGUGCAUUCAAGACGCGAAGUGAACAAUCCGUGCUGGAAAACGACAGCUCCUCCCCAGCAAGAACCCUUGCCUUGGUGCGAGUGUGCAGCGGACCAAGAGACAUGUCCAGCAUUCAAUAUCUCUGCCCCCUAUAUGAAGAACAAGAAAGGGCACACUCUGUACAACCUUUCAGCCCUCAGUAUUGAAGAGUACUUAAUCAGGCCUUCUAACAAAGCAAGAUUUGGAGGUUGGUCUUUUGGAGAGACACUGUCUACUGAACCACAAACCACAGGAAUAAAGAAGCCACACCAUAAGCUAAUAGCUAAGGUGUGGUAUAAUCAGAAGGGAUUCCAUGCAUUGCCUUCUUACUUAAACCAACUCAACAAUCUUAUUCUAUGGAAGAAUUUGCCUUCAGAUGUGGACUGGAAACAGUACGGGAUCACUCUCCACAGUUGUCCGUAUGGAGGAGCCUUGCUCGAUGAAGAUAAGAUAAUGGAGAAUGUCCGUCAGUGUGGAGUCGCACUCUGCAUCGUGUUGGGGUUCUCCAUACUUACCGCCUCCAUCGGAAGCUCAAUUGUUAACGACAGGACAUCUGGGGCAAAGCGACUGCAACAUAUCUCUGGACUGGGCUACAAGACAUACUGGAUCGCUAACUUCCUUUAUGACAUGCUGCUGUAUCUGGUUCCAGUUAGCCUGUGCAUUGGUGUCAUUACCGUCUUCCAGCUAUCAGCUUUCACUUUCCGCGAGAACUUGGCCGCCACGGCUCUCCUGCUGAUUCUCUUUGGUUACACAACUCUUCCGUGGAUGUAUCUUAUGUCACGCUUUUUCGCCAGCUCGGAUAUCGCGUUCAUUUCCUACGUGUCCUUAAAUUUCGUAUGCGGCCUCUGCACGAUGCUGGUGACCCUCUUGCCUCGUUUGCUAGCGGUGAUUUCUAAAGGAAAGAGCUUUCAGAAUAUCUACAACGUCCUCAAAUGGACCUUCAUCAUUUUCCCACAGUUCUGCCUAGGCCAGGGCUUAAUAGAACUUGCCUAUAACCAAAUUAAGUUUGAUCUGACGAGCAACUUUGGGAUCAAUUCUUACGUGACUCCUUUCGAGAUGGAUUUCUUGGGCUGGAUCUUUACCGAAAUGGCCCUGCAGGGCACACUUCUCCUCCUCCUGCGUGUCCUACUGAAUUGGGACCUGCUCCAAAAACCCAGGGACCAUCGCUGUAUCACCAAUACCUUCGUCCCAUCUUCAGAAGAUAAAGAUGUCGAGCUGGAGCGUAAAAGGCUUUUUGGAGGAGGAAAUGGUAACGAUCUCCUUCUGUUGUACAACCUCCAAAAGAGUUAUCCGGGUUUCAGCAAGAGGAACACCGCUGUGAAAGGCAUCACGCUGGGGAUACAGAGAGGAGAGUGUUUUGGCCUCCUUGGAGCGAACGGAGCAGGGAAGAGCACCACGUUCAAGAUGUUGACUGGAGAUGUUAUUCCGUCGGCAGGACGUGCAGUUAUCCAGACUCCUACCGGAUCGGAACUGGAUAUUUUAUCUGCCCUCUCUCAAGGCGUUCGGAUCGGCUACUGCCCGCAACAAGAUGCCCUGGACGCCCUUCUAACUGGCUGGGAACAUCUCUAUUAUUACUGCAGUCUGCGUGGAAUUCCCCAGCGGCACGUCCGUGAGGUCGCCGGAGACCUCGUUAGUCGACUGCAUCUGGAUGCGCAUGCUGAUGAGCUGGUGGGGACCUACAGUGGUGGGACCAAGAGAAAGCUUUCCACAGCCUUGGCAUUGGUUGGCAAGCCCCACGUCCUUCUGCUGGAUGAGCCGAGCUCUGGAAUGGAUCCCUGUUCGAAGAGGUACCUUUGGAAUACGAUCACAAAGGAAGUCCAGGAUGGUUGUGCUGCUGUUCUGACAUCUCACAGCAUGGAAGAGUGUGAAGCCCUCUGCACGCGGCUGGCCAUUAUGGUAAACGGCAGGUUCAAGUGCCUCGGAUCUCCCCAGCAUAUCAAAAAUAGGUUUGGGGAUGGCUAUUCAGUCAAGGUGUGGCUCAGCAAAGGAACCAAUAGCCAAAAGACCAUCACGGAAUGUCUGCGUUUCCAUUUCCCUGGUGCAUGUUUCAAGGGACAGCACCUUAAUCUGCUGGAGUACUGCGUGCCGCAAAACCAGGGCUACCUAGCUGAGCUUUUCAGAGUUUUAGAGAGCAACAGAAUGUCGUUGCAAAUUAAACAUUACUCCAUCAGCCAAACCACUUUAGAACAGGUGUUCAUUAACUUUGCCACUCAAGACCAAGAGGAUCCGAACUCGGCGCAGGGAUCUCGCACCAGUCAUGACUGCCACCUGCCAGCAUCGGCUUGAGGCCGGCUGCCAUCCAACACACCACAAGACUUUCCUUCUCCACCAGAUAGGC